GAACAAUGUGAUGCUGCUCUGUUUUGGGAUAGGUGGUAUACAGGUCUGGAAAGAGUGAUAGAUCAGCAUUUCCAUUAAUCUGUUCCUUUGAGAAUAGUGCCACCAUAUUCAGUAUGUUUAUUUUCGGGGAACACAUUUAAGAAACAAUCGUCUGAGUGGAAUACGUCUAAUACGUCUAAUCUGUGCACCACUCCCAGCUAGAGAAUUUACAACAAAACAUUUAGAUUUAGAUGUCUGCACUAGUUCUGGAGCAUGAAUGGAACCCAUUCAUUUUUUUCCAGAGGGAUUUUUUCUUUGCAACCAGGAAGUGUUAAAAUGCUAACAUUAAAAACUACAAACUUCCGUUCGAAAAAAUGUUAGAGGAGAAAAAAUCGAUACCUUGGGUAAUUUCUCUGGUAAUGUUAAGGGUGACCCAUGACAAUUUGAAUCGAUCGCGAGGAGGAAUAGGUCACGCGAUUUGAACUUGAAGAAGGCGAAGGUGUUAGUGUAGUGGAGAUAACUUCGAUCCUGUACACUCAAAUUGAUAUUUUACUGUACUGUCAGUUAACGCAUUUUACAACUAUGACUUCGUCAGUAGGCUUCUCCCUGGAUGAUAUUCUGAAGUUGUCUUUAAAACAAGAGGAUGGAAAGGAACUCAAAGUGGAGGAUCUCGCCGUGAAAUUGAGGAGACUACAGCAAGCUAGAAGAACUCUGGAAGAGGAACUGUUGGAGGUGCAAACACUCAAAGGCUUAUUAGAACAAGAAGAGGAGACCUUGUGCUCAGAGGCCUUUCAGAUAGAUGUCAUCCUUAAAGAGAAGAAAGAGUCCCAUAGAAUACUGCAGUUCAAGUGUGAAGAACUGGACCAGGACUCUCAGAGGCUGCAGGAGCAGAACAAGCAGAAAGAAGAACUGGUGGAACAGUACCGAUACCAGAUACAAGAAGCCACACUCAAGCACCGCAAAACAAGGAUGAAGUUUGAGAAUCAACUGCAACAGUUGAUGGUUCAACACAAAAGUCUCUCCUCUAUGUUUACACCUGAGAGACUCCCAGCAGAGAUCAUCACUGCAGAGAAUGCUACACCUCAGCUCCUAAAAGCAGAGAAACUCAGGAUGGAGCAGCUGGCUCAACAACAGGAGGAGCUGAGUGACAUUCAUAAUGGAGAUAUUGAGCUGCUUACCACAGCGGUGUGAGUGUCUGACACACAGCAGCACACAUUCACAGUGUGUGAGGCUCUCACACACACUUCCAGUGAAUUUGAGCAGUCAGAUGAGCUACCAUGAUCAAACGCUCGGGGUUCCUGCAAAUGUUCUUUUAAAUGUUUGAUUAUUUAUUCUAUGAAAACUGCAAUACAGCAAUCAUAAUGAAAUGAAUACUGUUGUGAGC
This is a messenger RNA of Clupea harengus (Atlantic herring), 1363 nucleotides long. Its product is annotated as synaptonemal complex central element protein 1. NCBI's taxonomy places the organism in Eukaryota, Metazoa, Chordata, Actinopteri, Clupeiformes, Clupeidae. Gene Ontology annotation, cellular component: synaptonemal complex. Gene Ontology annotation, biological process: synaptonemal complex assembly. The record is from RefSeq and is a predicted model, not a curated record.